Trichobilharzia regenti is the source of this 1704-nucleotide messenger RNA. The record is from the annotation of a GenBank genome assembly. Lineage: Eukaryota; Metazoa; Platyhelminthes; Trematoda; Strigeidida; Schistosomatidae.
CAUGCGGGAUAAUUUCGGCCCAUUUUUUGAAUAUUCCAUCUGUUAAUUGAAUUACGGCGCACUUUUAAUCCCUUGCGCUGUUAGUCGAAAAGUGUGCGACUUGUGGUAAUGCUUCUAGUCUUGUGAUGUCCAUUUAGUAUUUCACAAAUCAUAUGCUUUUUCAAGUCUUCUACUGGCAAAGUUAAACUACUGUAGCCAAAAUAACUGUGGCCUUGGACAACCAGACAGAAUUCAGAUGCAAACAAGUUCUACACAACCUAACAGCACCAAAUAACAGUAUAGAAUUGCAGAGGAAAUCUAUCACUCAAUGACCUCGGCUGCUGUCGAGAACAUUAUACAUGGGGUGCGUCUCCAGACGUGUUCAAACGAAUCUAGUUACCAAAAUUUUGUGGAUUGUUUGGUCUUACCAGGGAUGAUUUUUGAAUUAACAGGACCUGAUAAAAUUAUUACUUGGUCCAUUGGUCCAGGUCUUGUUUACGUACCAGCAUCUAGAACGAAAAGUGCUAUGGGCAAGCGUAAACUGGCGGACUCAGUUUUAGUGAAACAGUUUGGUGUUUUGAAAUUCAAAAGGAGAACAGUGGAAAAUUCGGAGCCACUGACCCCAGUCAAGCGUUUUAAAUCCAGUGAUUCAUCGGGCGAUACGGAAGAAAAUUAUGUUUGGAUAGAGAGCCCAUCAUGCUUUGGUUCAGUAACCACGUUGCUUCCACUUAGUCGACUUUCAUAUCGCUGUCAUGUUGGUCAGUUCCAAAAGGAGGACAAGGUUAUUGGUAUUGUAAUAAGAAGAGCUGGUGGAAAUUUUGUAAUUGACAUUGGUUGCGCCACUCCUGCUACGAUCAAAUACCAAUCGUUUGAAGGUUCUUCUAAAAAGAACCGUCCUGAUAUUCAUGCAGGUGAUGUCAUUUUUGCCAUGAUUAAGCGGGCUGAUAGAGAUUUAGAAGUCGAGUUAUCAUGUGUAGAUGAAGCGGGAAAAGCUUGUGGAAUGGGCAUCCUUGGUCGUUAUGAACCUGGAACAGUUGGAAAUGCUGGGGGUCGACCUGGAGGUGUACUGUUACACUGUACUCAGGACUUAAUCAGACGACUAGGCGAUCAAAAAGUAUUUCCUUUGCUUCAACUUUUAUCCAAGGUCUUUCCAUUUGAAGUGUUCAUUGGUGUUAAUGGACGAAUUUGGUUAACAGCGAAUUCUCCCAGAGAAACUAUGAUCUUAGCCAACGCUAUUGCAAUUGCUGAGCACAUACCAAACGAUGAAUGUUGUAAGUUAGCCAAAGAGCUUUAUUAAGUGCUCCCAUUGUAAAUAUUCACAUUCCAGACCUGUAUACAUAAUAUUGAUAUUCGAUAAUUGUAAUCCAUCUUUCAAUUCUAAAAUAAAAUAACAUGUGGACAUUCUACUUCCUGACGAAUCUUCACUUAAUCAUUCAAACUCCGAUUGACUCAAGUCGAAAAUCAAUUACGAUCAUUAUAAAAGUAUUUUCCUUGCAAAUAAAAAAUACACUAAUUCCUCACUCACUUCACGCCCAAAGUGCAACAAAAUAAUUAUUCUCCUAAUAAACAUAAAAAGGGAUGCAAGUUCUUAUUGUUGAUAUAAGUAUAAAACUUGGGCACUAUGGCUGAGUACAACUCCAUUACGGAUAAGAUUUUAUUUUGAUAAAUCACACAGUGUUUUACAGUUAUAUUAACUGGUGAGGUUUCUAGCACAAACUAUUGCUC